AUGGCCGAGGCAAGUGAGAGUGCACAAGUUGGCGGACGGCGGCGCUCUUCCGAUUCGCCGACUGUGUGUGGAUCGGACGGUAACAUGGAAGAAGAAAAGGAGUGGCGCCCCUCAGCUUUCAGCUCCAGCGAUAGCGAGGCUGAAAGUCAAACCGCUCCAGAGGUGAAGCGCUCUUGGGUGGCACGGUUAUUCCGUUCAAAUUCAUCCGAAGAUCCCGACGACGAAAUCAAUGACACCGAUGUCAGAGCCCUGGAGGACUGUCCAGCGGGCUACCCGCACCUGGCAGCAUUCCAAGCCUGUGAACAGAGCUUCAUGCUCUAUCGAGGAUUCAGCUACGUCCACGCACGCCUGAUCCUGAAUCUGCAGGCCAAGAUCGCUGCACUGGAAGGCGAGCUGGAUGACGUUGAUGAAGACGACUUUGGGAAUGAAGAUACUAGAGUGAGGCUCAAAUCUGUGGCCAGGGAUAUUGGAGACACCAAAGACGCCGAAGAUACCGACAGACACAGACAAAGAAUCCUUGAAGAGCUUCGAGUGAAUGUCAUGCAUUACGAUGAACUGCUCAUCAAAACAAAGCAGAUUGCGUCUUUGCAGCGCCCCACAGACCGAGAUUACCGGAGCGUGCGCAACUACUUCUACAACUUUAGGCCCCUUGUCAAAAAAGAGGAGAAGUACAUUCGGUGUCGUGAAGACAUUAUCAGUUUGAGAAGCGGCCGUGAGUGGGCAGGAUUCGACCAAUGGGUGGAAACGCGGCUGCUCAACUUGUCGCGGAAGCUGCCAUUUGUAAAAAGAUGGUUCAGCACGCGUGACAUCUUGCGCAAGACUGACGAUGCGGAUAUCCGGUAUUUGUCGCCAUCGCGGAUUGAGAGGUUUGUGGGCUUGAUCAUCACAGCUGUUAUUUUCGUCCUCCUCAUCCUGCCGGUGGUUGGCAUGUACCGGCUCGCAAGUUUCGGAGACACAAAAGAUAUCUUCAGUGCCAUCGGGGUUAUGAUUGUCUUUACUCUGCUGUUCGCGGCGGCAAUGUCACUGCUGACGAAAGCACGGAGACAUGAACUGUUUGCUGCAAGUGCGGCUUAUUGCGCCAUUUUGGUCGUUUUCAUAACGAACGUGUGA
Diplodia corticola is the source of this 1110-nucleotide messenger RNA. RefSeq lists its product as uncharacterized. The record is from RefSeq and is a predicted model, not a curated record. The transcript is spliced from 5 exons. Lineage: Eukaryota; Fungi; Ascomycota; Dothideomycetes; Botryosphaeriales; Botryosphaeriaceae. Bases 1 to 1110 code for a protein of 369 amino acids.